AUGACCCACAAAAGUAAAUAAGCGUAGGUUACUGUCUUCCUCCUUCACCAAGACAGAAAAAUGGCAUGGACAGCCAAACAAAUGCUGCUUGCAGUGAUGAUGGUCAUCACGGGCUCCAUAAACACUCUGUCGACGAAAUGGGCAGAUCGGCAGUCGGCUGAAGGUAGAGAUGGUAAUGUUCAUUCCUUUGAUCAUCCAUUUUUACAGGCAGUUGGCAUGUUUUUGGGGGAAUUUUCCUGCCUCGUAGUCUUCCAGAUAAUCAAAACAUACAACAGAGUCCGACGCCCCAAUCAGGAACAAAACCUUGGGAACCAGAGCUUUAAUCCCCUGAUAUUUCUGCCCCCGGCUCUCUGUGACAUGUGUGGGACAUCUCUUAUGUAUGUGGGACUCAAUUUAACAUACGCAUCAAGCUUCCAGAUGUUGAGAGGUGCGGUCAUCAUCUUCACGGCUCUUUUGUCCGUUGCGUUCCUUGGAUCCACGAUUCGUAAGGUGAUGUGGACGGGGAUCUUCAUCAUACUGGUGGGCCUGGCAUUAGUAGGGGUGUCUGAUAUCAUAUUUGGAAAUACUGGUGCUCAGACAGACACCAAUGGAAUUAUUGCAGGUGAUCUCCUCAUCAUUAUGGCCCAAAUCAUUGCUGCUGUACAGAUGGUGUAUGAAGAGAAGUUUGUCACACGCUACAGUAUACCAGCCAUGCAGGCUGUUGGUUGGGAAGGAUUUUUUGGGUUCAUCGUCCUGGGAAUUUUGAACAUCAUUUUCUUUUACAUCGAUGCUGGAGCCUUCAGCAAGUUACCAACUCAUAAAUUAGAAGACCCAAUAGAUGCUUUUAUACAAAUUGGAAAUAACUGGAGGAUUCUGCUAGCCACAGUUGGAAACGUUGUUAGUAUAGCUUUCUUCAACUUUGCUGGGAUUAGUGUAACUAAAGAACUGAGUGCGACUACACGCAUGGUGCUAGAUAGUGUGAGGACCCUGUUCAUCUGGCUGAUCACGCUCUUCCUGGCUUGGCAGGACUUCCAGAUCCUCCAGCUGGUCGGCUUCGUCAUCCUGCUGUCAGGGAUGUGUCUGUACAACAACAUCAUCAUCGUGCCCGCCUUCCGGUACUGUCAGGAGAGGAGGAGGGCCGGGCGCCACAUGACGCAAGUCGGAGGGGAACACGAAAGACUUGUCAAUGACACAGCGUCAGGUACAGGUGGAUUCCAAGAUCCUACAGCUACCUAGACGUCUUAGAUGUCUUAGAGACAGAGGAAAUUCAGAAUUCCGUGGAAUGAUUUUCCUCUAAAUUGAAAUGUUCAAUUCUGUGAUAUUUAAAAGAGCUAGGACCUCUUGUUCAUAGUUUGUGUAUUCAUACAAUUUCACAUACCCAGUAUAUGUUUAUUCACGCCUAUACAAAUUUACAUUCAUUGUUAAUUUGUUAUCUUUGUUAAUUACUUACUACUUGUUUUCUUAAAAUUUGAGUUCACUUUUGUAACUUUAAGGGAAAAAAUUGUGUCCAUAUCUGCAAAUUGUUAAAUGUACAUACGGAGUGCAUUGUAAAUGUACAUGUAUAUUAGCUUAUGUGUUAGUUUCAGAGUCAAAAGUUUUAAUCACUAAACUUUUUAAGUAUUUUUAAAAAUCGUCAUAAAUUUUAUAGCAUUUUAAUUUCUUAUUACAAGGGUAUUUCUAUUUUUAACAUCAUUUUAUAUCAUUCACAUCUUAUUAGCAUCAGAUCUCGCAAUAUUUUUAAUUAAUCUUUAACAAUUUCAAAAUUGCUGGUACUGAUUUGUAUUUACAGUGUAAUUUAUUACAGUAGUUUGGUGACUAUGCUAUUUUCAAAUUGUUGUUGUCAGAACAAUUGUUGUUGAAAGCAGUGUUUGCAAGUUUUAAAACCAUUUUGUAACAUAGAUAUCUUUAUACUAUUUUUAGAAUUGUUUUAGGUUAUUAAGCUACCUGGUAGAUGUCCCCGGCAGUAGAAAUUUUUUUUUUCUUUCACACAAGUAUAAGGGACUAGAUUUAUAGGGGAAAAUAUCUUUUUUGUCAAACAGGUCACGAAAAAUAGCAAAAUUACAAUGGCUUUAAGGAAGCUAUGUUUGUAAGUGUCAGGAAAAAGUGGAAUUUUAUAAGGAAGUCCAAUACAAGGCAAGCCACAUAAAGGUAGAAAGAGAGACU
Molecule: messenger RNA, 2142 nt
Organism: Magallana angulata
Lineage: Eukaryota; Metazoa; Mollusca; Bivalvia; Ostreida; Ostreidae
Product: solute carrier family 35 member F6-like
Exons: 8
Coding region: 61-1215 (384 amino acids)
Biological process (GO): pyrimidine nucleotide-sugar transmembrane transport
Cellular component (GO): Golgi membrane; intracellular membrane-bounded organelle
Molecular function (GO): pyrimidine nucleotide-sugar transmembrane transporter activity
Source: RefSeq, a predicted model, not a curated record